This is a messenger RNA of Trichoplusia ni (cabbage looper), 1626 nucleotides long. RefSeq names its product pancreatic lipase-related protein 3-like. Gene Ontology annotation, molecular function: lipase activity. The transcript has 7 exons. Bases 412 to 1413 code for a protein of 333 amino acids. Gene Ontology annotation, biological process: lipid metabolic process. The record is from RefSeq and is a predicted model, not a curated record. NCBI's taxonomy places the organism in Eukaryota, Metazoa, Arthropoda, Insecta, Lepidoptera, Noctuidae.
AUUGCAUGUCAAAUAUAUUUGUGUUAAAUAAACAUAAUUAACAUUAAUAUUCGUAUUAUAUACAGGCGUAGGUAGUAUAUAGCAAAAUCAAAUCUUUCGAGUUGGACCUAUGCUUUCUCUGGCCGAUAAUAAAAUAAUGUCUCUAUGAAAAAACAUUUAAAUUCGAUUGUUAAACUCGAGUAAAUAAAACGGAUAUUUUAAUUCAAUGAUAAGGUCUUACAUUGUUUAAAACCGCACAGUCUGCCGCGGCAGGCGCAUAUGAGUUCACAUAGGGAGUUCCUAUAGUUUUCGCUGUUUCAUCAGCUGUAGAUAUUCGGUUACAAGUGAAUUUUUUUGGGCUUGUAGACACACGGUUCAGUCAAACCCACCAAGCUCGUCUUAUAGUUUUACACCGUUUGAAUUAUUGUGACAAUGUUUCUCAUUGUUUUUAUUAUUAACUUCAUAUAUAUAGGUAUCCGUUCGACGGAAGCCGACACUGAAUGCUUAGCUCCGCCAAUGGAGUGUCCCAACGUAAACGUUACAUUUUGGCUUUACACCAAGGAAAAUGAAGACAAUCCGUAUCAAGUAUUUGCUUUGAACUCAACAUCCAUUGAGGAGGCGCCAUGGGUGAAAGGAGCGCCUGUUAAAAUACUAAUACACGGCUAUACCGGAUACAGGGAUUUCUCUCCUAAUACUGAAAUCAGACCAGCCUACUUGAAAUGCUGCAACUACAACAUCAUAUCUAUAGAUUACAACCCAAUAGCACGGGAGCCAUGCUACAUAGAGGCUGCUCGCAACACCGAACUCGUCGGCAAAUGUACUGCCCAGCUGAUCGACCAACUAGUCCAGAAACAUGACUUCAACCUGUCACAGUUCCACGUCAUUGGCUUCAGUCUUGGAGGGCAGGCAGCUGGAUUUAUAGGAGAUUAUCUUACGUCUGGACUUUUAGAUAGAAUUACUGGUCUAGACCCAGCGCUACCUUUGUUUGUUACCACCGACCCUAAGAAGAAAAUUGACAAAUCCGAUGCUAAGUUUGUGGAUGUGCUGCAUACUAACGCUCUGGAGAAGGGCAAGUUGGAAUCCAGCGGUACUGUCGACUUUUACGCCAAUGGCGGCAUCACACAGCCAGGCUGUAGAACAACUAGAGAAGACACUAAAUCAGGUUGCAGCCACGGCAGAGCUCCCCAGUACUAUGCAGAGUCCAUAAACACUGAGGUCGGGUUCUACGCCGCCAAGUGUUACUCCUGGAUCACUUACAUGAUCGGCUGGUGUGAGCUGUUUAACUCCGCUGAUGAUGUACUGUUUGGGGAACAUGUGCCACUUGACGCUAAAGGUUUAUACUUCUUCAGAACCAAUAGCGAGGCGCCGUAUGCUCGGGGGACUAACAACAAGGAUCGCAGAAAAAGAAGUUUACCUUCCUUCGUAGGACAAUAAAUAAUUAAAAUAUCAUUGAGUUUUUUUUCAUUCGUAGCAGAUAACGACGUAAACUAGUUCACCCUUGAACUUGAUUAAGUCUGGGGUAAGUCGGGCACACGCUUCUUCUUUUUUUCCCUCUACCUCUGUAGAUUAAUCUUGAUUAUAGAUACACACCAGCUGACCCAGCGAACCUUACUUUGGCAAAUAAAUUAUUUCUAGAACAGUUUUGCC